Molecule: messenger RNA, 1127 nt
Organism: Nelumbo nucifera (sacred lotus)
Lineage: Eukaryota; Viridiplantae; Streptophyta; Magnoliopsida; Proteales; Nelumbonaceae
Product: PHD finger protein ALFIN-LIKE 1-like
Biological process (GO): regulation of DNA-templated transcription
Cellular component (GO): nucleus
Molecular function (GO): transcription cis-regulatory region binding; histone binding; transcription coregulator activity
Source: RefSeq, a predicted model, not a curated record
ACAUUAGAAGGCCUCGUCGUCGCGCUCCUUCCCUUCGAUGGGUCUUGGUGUCUGACACCUUGCUAAACAAUGCUCUCCUCGUUUCCUUUCAGUAAUCUCUGCAACGCCAAUCCAUCAAAGUUUUCAAUCCACCAGACCAUCGAUCCCUAUUUCCAACUUUAAACGUCAGCCGGAUCGUACAAAUCACCCUUCGCCAUGGAAAUGGCUUCGAUUUCUUCGGGUCCUCGUACGGUAGAAGAGAUCUUCAAGGAUUAUAGUGGACGAAGAGAAGGCAUCAUCCGAGCUUUGAUCUACGAUGUCGAUGAAUUCUACGCACUUUGCGAUCCAGAAAAAGAUAAUUUGUGCCUGUACGGCCAUCCCAAUGAGACUUGGGAAGUCACUCUUCCUGCAGAGGAAGUUCCCCCAGAGCUUCCAGAGCCCGCAUUGGGGAUCAAUUUCGCAAGAGACGGGAUGAACCGCAAAGACUGGCUUUCCUUGGUUGCUGUGCACAGUGAUUCUUGGUUGCUCUCUGUGGCCUUUUAUUUUGGUGCACGCCUUAAUCGUAACGAAAGGAAGCGCCUAUUUAGUCUGAUUAAUGAUCUGCCAACAGUUUUUGAAGUCGUAGCAGAAAGGAAGCCUGUUAAAGACAAGCCCAGUGCUGAUAGUGGAAGCAAAUCCAGGCUCAGCACAAAAAGGUCAAGUGAUGGGCAGGUGAAAAGCAACUCAAAAUUGGCUGAUGAGAGUUAUGGGGAGGAGGAUGACGAACACAGUGAAACCCUAUGUGGAAGUUGCGGGGGUAAUUAUAAUUCUGAUGAGUUCUGGAUUGGCUGUGACAUCUGUGAGAGGUGGUUCCAUGGAAAAUGUGUGAAAAUAACACCUGCCAAAGCUGAGAACAUAAAACAAUACAAGUGUCCUUCUUGCAGCUUGAAGAGAGGGAGGCAGUAAUCACUAAAACAUAUGAGAUUAACGUUAUUUUAGUGCCUGACAUUGUAGCAGUAGCAGUAGUAUUGAGUUAGAAAUAUUCUUGAUGUUGUGAUAUUUCUGGUUUUUAGUCUAACUAUGACCAUUAUAAGGUCGGAGUUUCUUUCUGUGGUUGUUACUAUAUAUAUUAGAUUUUGUUAUAUAUAUUAUAUACACAAUUUCAUGAA